This is a messenger RNA of Torulaspora globosa, 912 nucleotides long. It is a transcript of the gene SUR7, whose product is annotated as Sur7p. The transcript has a single exon. Gene Ontology annotation, biological process: cortical actin cytoskeleton organization; endocytosis; fungal-type cell wall organization. Bases 1 to 912 code for a protein of 303 amino acids. The record is from RefSeq and is a predicted model, not a curated record. NCBI's taxonomy places the organism in Eukaryota, Fungi, Ascomycota, Saccharomycetes, Saccharomycetales, Saccharomycetaceae. Gene Ontology annotation, cellular component: membrane raft; cell cortex; plasma membrane.
AUGUCAGCACUAUUUCGCAGUCUUUUCAGGCUAAUUAGCUUGUUGUUUUACGCCGGUAAUACCUUGCUUUUGAUUCUCAUUAUCAUAUCUGGUGGCACUAACACUAAUCCGAUCAACAACUUUUACUGGGUACAGGCUGAUACUAGUGGUAUCCCCAAUGCUCCCAGCUUGACAAGAUGGACUUUCUGGGGUGCUUGCUCGACGCAGAAUGGUUCGACUAACUGUGGAGAUCAUCUUUCUCCAGCUUAUCCAAUUUCUCCGGUCGAUAAUUUCGGCACCAAGACUAAUGUCCCAAAUAAAUUCAUAACCGAUAGGGACGCGUUUUAUUAUUUGACCAGGUUCUCUUUCUGCUUCUUUUGGAUUGCUUUAGCCUUCAUCGGCGUCUCAUUUUUGCUCUACGUUGGCACCUGGUGCUCCUAUGGAUUCUCUAAAGUCGUGUGGAUCUUGACGUCCGUUGGAGCCUUGUUCAACGUUACUGCAGUCGUUCUGCAGACGGCGGCAUCUGUCAUGGCAAGGAACGCGUUCUCAGAUGCAGAUCGUGCUGCCAGCCUCGGUUCCGACCUUUUCGGUAUCGCUUGGGCAAGUGUUGUACUAUCUCUGCUGGAAUCUGCCGCUUCUUUCUACGAGUACUUCAGGAGAUUCAAGUCCAACUUGAUCAGAACCCACCAGAAAGAGAUGGAAGCUGCGGAGUCUCAUCCCCUGGGCACCAAAAGCUGGUUCUAUUCCUCCAAGGGUGAUCAACCAGCAGAAGAUCCUGCUGUUACAAUCGCUGAUCCAUAUGCUCAAAGUAACGCUAACGUCACUUCUGCCGCUGCUGCCGGCACCGUGUCACAGGACAACCAACAUAAGGGAAUCAACUUCUUCACCAUCCGUAAGACUCAAAAGGUUACGCACGAUGACGACUCUGUGUGA